This is a messenger RNA of Dufourea novaeangliae, 822 nucleotides long. RefSeq names its product nose resistant to fluoxetine protein 6-like. The transcript has 6 exons. NCBI's taxonomy places the organism in Eukaryota, Metazoa, Arthropoda, Insecta, Hymenoptera, Halictidae. Gene Ontology annotation, molecular function: acyltransferase activity, transferring groups other than amino-acyl groups. The coding region runs from base 1 to 822 and encodes 273 amino acids. The record is from RefSeq and is a predicted model, not a curated record.
AUGGUUCUUUACCGAUACUUCCGGUUAACAUCGCCCUAUCUUGUGGUGAUCGGUCUCAUCGCGGUGACGAUGCCUUGGUAUUACGAUCACACGAUGCUCGACCUUUACUCGAUGGAUUAUCAAACUUGCCGAAAAUUCUGGUGGAGGAAUAUUCUGUACAUAAAUACGUAUUUCACCAUGGAAGAACGAUGUAUGGUGUGGAGCUGGUAUUUAGCAAACGACACGAUAUUUUACAUCAUUGGAACGAUCAUCUUGAUAAUUAGUCAAAGGUUCCUCUCAGCCGCAGGUUUCAUGACCAUCUUCAUAUUGAUCGUAUCUUGGAUCACCACAGCGGUCAUCACAUUGCGUACACAACACGUGCCAAGUAUCGAAGAUCCGUUCGCCAAUUAUGAGAAUCUCUACGACAAACCGUGGUCGAGGAUCGGGCCGUAUCUUCUCAGGAUGGUCGCAGGAUGGUAUCUCUACAAGACCCGCUGUAGCUUGAAAAUUCCUAAGACAGUUGCGUUUCUCUGCUGGAUCGUCUCUUUUUUCGUCAUGUUAAGUAUAGUGUACGGAUUAUACGGGACCAAGUACGGUCCAUUCAUGUCCGCAGCGUACAUGGUGUUCUCGCAUUCCGGAUGGGCGGUCGCUGUCGGCUGGGUUCUAAUCGCCUGCACUACUGGACACGGUGGGAUUGUAAAUAAAAUACUGUCCUGGAAGUACCUGUAUCCGCUGUCCAGAUUAAGUUACUGCGUGUAUCUGGUGCAUCCCGCGAUCAUACGUGCGGUGGCCCUGAAAGGAGAAUCCUCUAUGCAUUUGACACUGGGAUUAAUGGUACCAUAA